UAAUCACUGAAACUUUCAACAUUGAAUCACUUCGUUUUCGUAGUUUUGGACUUCAAAUUAUUCAGUUCUCGAAAAUACAAAAUAUACCUAAUUAUUUAUUUAGCCAAACACGGGUAACCAUUAAAUAUUAAUAAUGGAAAACUAGUAUAAUAUGUCUUAUACUCUUUUUUGAUGUCAAGAAUGUGAUGGUAAAAAAAUUUCUAUUAUCAAUUUGCAAGCCUACAUUAACGUUAAAUAACUUAAUUUCAUUACAUUUGAGUUAUAAUAAAAAGAAGAUGAGUACUUUGGAAAAUGUUAUUGAUGGUUUAAAUGAUGUUAGACGUAGAAUCGAAGUUGUGGCUCAAAAACGAAAGGAGGGAAAUGUGGAACCACGGCUAGUUGCUGUUAGUAAAACAAAACCUAUAGAACAUAUUAUUGGCAUUUACCAGAAAGGUCAAAGAUAUUUUGGGGAGAACUAUGUCCAAGAAUUGAUUACUAAAUCAUCCGAUGUUGAGUUAUUAGAAAAAUGUCGAGACAUAAAAUGGCAUUUUAUUGGUCACAUACAAAAAAAUAAAGUUUCAAAAGUAUUAAUGGUUCCUGGUUUACAUGUUAUUGAAACAAUAGAUAGUGAAAAAUUAGCAAAUGCUGUAAAUGAUGGAUGGAAAAAACUCAAUAAAGAAAGUAAAUUGAAAAUAAUGGUUCAAGUUAACACUAGUAAUGAAAAAGAAAAAUUUGGCGUAGCAACUGAUACAGUAGUAGAUUUAUGUAAAUUUAUUAUUGAGAAAUGUGACCAUUUAGAACUGAUUGGUUUAAUGACGAUUGGUCAAUAUGGUUAUGAUUGUUCUCAAGGACCAAAUCCAGAUUUUUUGGCUUUAAUUGAUUGUAAAAGAGAUGUUUGUGAUAAAUUAAAAUUAAAUCCAUCUGAAAUUGAAUUAUCUAUGGGCAUGUCUGAUGAUUUUGAACAAGCCAUUGAAUUAGGAAGUACAAAUGUCCGAGUAGGAAGUAGUAUAUUUGGUUUUCGCGCAAGAAAAGAAAAACAAUGAUUUUUGGUAAUAAUAAUUCAUUAAAAAAAAUAUAUUUGAUACACCUAGGUAUCUUAUAUUCUUUUAAUUUAAUAUAACACUUAAUUAUUGUAACAAUAAACAUCUUAAUAUUACUCAAGUUUUAAAAAAAUAAAUGUUAACCAUAAAUGUACUUAAAAAUAUUCAAAUGACAUGAAAUUAUGUGAAUUAUAAAAGAAAAAAUUACUGUAAAAC
This is a messenger RNA of Acyrthosiphon pisum (pea aphid), 1235 nucleotides long. RefSeq names its product proline synthase co-transcribed bacterial homolog protein-like. Gene Ontology annotation, molecular function: pyridoxal phosphate binding. Lineage: Eukaryota; Metazoa; Arthropoda; Insecta; Hemiptera; Aphididae. The record is from RefSeq and is a predicted model, not a curated record. The coding region runs from base 186 to 1022 and encodes 278 amino acids. The transcript is spliced from 7 exons. Gene Ontology annotation, cellular component: intracellular anatomical structure.